AAAAGAUGUAUCCAACAAAUGAUAUCCUAUCUCAAGAUCUAAACUAAUCUGAACUAGAUAAUCAACACAUCUAUUUCUUUUCAGGAUAUAUUUACCAAAAGAACAUCCCAAGUUUUCUUUUUCGAGCAACUAAUACUUCUCAAAAGGGCAUUAGAAUUUUGCUAAAAUUUCCUUCCCCAUUAAUUUUGCUAAUCACCGUUUAAGAGUCACACUGCACUACCAAUUUCCUAAUGCCCAUAGUCCAUGCAAGUUCAAGCCCUUUCUCGAUGCCCCAAAGUUCUGUCUUGUACGCCAAACAACUCCCAAAAUGAGAGAAACCUGCUGCCCAUCUUUCGUUUGCGUCUUGCAGCAACCCUCCGCGUUUCCGUCCUUUGAGUCGUCUGUGUUUAGCGCUGUCCACCCUAGUAGUGGUGGAGUCCAACUAAUGUGGAUCUCCUCUCUUUUCUUUGUGGUUAUUAUUGUUGAAGAAAUUCAUUGCACUUUCGGGUUUGAUAAGCUGCAUCCACGUUCUUGAAACCUUCGGACAGUCUCUGAUGGUGUGGAUAAUGUCCCCGCUCAUUUACAUUGCAAAUUGGGAAGAUUUCACUACCCCCAAAUAGACAAACUCUUCUUUGAGCUUUAUAUGUAGGGAUGGCAACACUUCCAAAUUGGUUGCAGAGCUCGGGGCGGGUUUUUAGCUGGGGAGUACUUGGAGCAGGAUUGAGUUUAGGAACAUAUUGAAGCACCUAUGUGGGUAGAUUUGACUAUUGAAGCUAACUCUUUUAGUGAAGAUAUAAAUGAUGACUGGUUCAACACAAGCCACCCGUUCCACCAGUGGUCUGCUCGGCAGCUGAAGGCUAAGUUCUCUCAUCCUGGACAGGAGAAAUUGACAUCAGAAGUAGUUGACUCGGAUGGACAAGACUCGCAGCAGGUUCCUUCUUCAGUCUCAAGGUCGAGGGGCAAACACUACAAUAGCAAGAAAUGGGAAGUUAUGAAUCUGAACAAUUUGUUAGACAAGCAACAGGGUUUGAGUAAGAGAUGCUUCCAAGCAAGUUCCAGCUUUGGUAAUGAGGUGAAGCCCAAAACAAAAUCUAAUGUUGGCCACCCAAAAGGAAUGUUGAGUGAAAAUUUAGGACCGAACUUUGAAAGCAAGGCAAGAGGAAAAGCUAAGUCUUCGGCCAGUUGCAGUAAGCCUGUGAUUGGAACAAAUUUUGUUGAUAAAAGGAGUGGUGAAAGCAGUACAAGAAGCACAAUAACGUCGGAGGACACUCAUCAACAGCAGAAAUGUAAAGUGGAACCUACUCAGCUUUGUGAUAAAAAUGGUAGAAGUUUGUCAGAUAGGGGUGUUGGUCUUAGGAAAAGUUGUAUAACAGACAGAGCCUCGAUAGUUCAGCAACAACAGAAAUCAAUGGAGGUAUGUAGUCAACCUUGUAAAAGUGGAAGUUCGUCAGCUGUAAGUGUUUGUCUUGGUAAAAGUUGUGUUACUAGAAGAGCUUCCAGAAUGGAGGUUGCUGGUGAUAUAAUGCAAUCAAGGGGUCGUAAAUCUUCUUAUGGGAACUCUAGUGUUGGAUCAUCUUCAAUCCCUGGUUAUGAAGUUAAAUUUGUAUCAAAACACAUCAGAAAGGAAAUUGCAGAUGGGAAUGAUGCCGUUACAAUGAAUCUUGCAGAUAAGAAUAAUUGGAAGCCUGCUAAUGUAUCUCAGACGCAGACAUCUACCUAUCUGGUUAAGGGAGCAAAAUCAAGCAACAAGCAGGGAAAUAGUGUCAAUUGUGCAAAACCAGCAUGCCUUAGAAAUACAAAAUCAUUGGUCCAAUAUCGGUCAAUACGUCAGACAUCUUUGAUGCCUGUUAGAGGCAACAAAGAAGAUGCUUGUACUGGUGCUAAGAAGAAACUUGGAAAGAUAAAUAGUUUGACUGGCAAGGGAAAAGAGAAUGUUGCAAAUACUGUGACAUCAAAUCCAAAGUGCAUUGAAAAAGGUGUUACUAGCGGGCGCAUGUUAAAAGAUCUUAGAACUACGGAAUGCUGUCGUCUGCAGAAGGGCAACGCAGGCUCAGCUGCUCUAGCAAAUAAACUGGGAAAAGACAAUGAUCGACCUGAAGCAAAGAAUCGAACUAAUCUAGUUCGAAGGAUUUACCUACGAUAAGUGAGUUAAAGCUCCAUGCUAAUCCUCCGCAUAAUCUCUCUGUCUCUCUCAAAUUUCUUUUUAGGGACAGAAAAUGUUAACUCCAUUACAAAAUUUUGUCAUGUUCAUGAAGCCUUUAUUACUUCGUGUCAUUAAAAAGGGAUCAAGAAAGGCCUUACCGUGGUAUGUGGUAACUUUUGUAUAUAAAGCAUGAAGAAGCUACUGUUAGUAUCAUGUCUAUGCAGCAAAGCUGGCACCAUUUCUAAUUUUAGUGACAUGGUAUACAUUUUGUUGCUGCUUACAGUCAUUCCGUGAUUCUUGCAAUAUCCUUUUUUGUAGUAGCACUUUCAUUAUACCAUAUAAUGCACCCAGGUGCUCCUACAUAAACUGCAUUUUUUCC
This is a messenger RNA of Arachis ipaensis, 2501 nucleotides long. RefSeq lists its product as uncharacterized. The record is from RefSeq and is a predicted model, not a curated record. NCBI's taxonomy places the organism in Eukaryota, Viridiplantae, Streptophyta, Magnoliopsida, Fabales, Fabaceae.